AUGCAGACGCUCCCGCUCCCGCAGCCCCAGUCGAGGAUAGACACCCCAGAGCGCACCGUGCCGUCGUCGUCCAUGCCGUCGGGGUCCCUGUCGCCGCUGCCACCCUCGUCCCGCACGCACAGUCCGACGGAGUACUCGCCGCGCUCGAGCGGGUCUCUCGCAACGCCCGAGUUCCCCAGCGACGCGUACGGCAGCAGCCCCAGCACGCGCUCGUUCCCGUACAUCCCCUCGCACGACCGCGGCGUGCCUGCGCUCCUCCCGGGCGACGUUAGCAGCAGCUCGUACGACGACCCGGGCUUCUACGACUCCUUCUCGUACUCGUCCGGCUCUACCGCGUCCACGCCCUUGAUCACGACGCCCUCGUGCCCCGACUCGCAUCCGGCAUUCGGCGCAGACCAGGAGAAGGCGUUCCUGUCGUACGCGUCCUUCCCGCCGUCGGAUGUUCUUGGCCCACCGGGCGUACGCGGUGACUUCGCGGGGCUCGACACCGCACCCCUGCCGUCGUUCGGCUACGAUGCGUUGAGCCAGAGGCACCACUCGCCCAGCCUAUCUCCCGAAGCAUACCUCUGA
Fomitopsis serialis is the source of this 570-nucleotide messenger RNA. RefSeq lists its product as uncharacterized. The transcript has a single exon. The record is from RefSeq and is a predicted model, not a curated record. Lineage: Eukaryota; Fungi; Basidiomycota; Agaricomycetes; Polyporales; Fomitopsidaceae. Bases 1 to 570 code for a protein of 189 amino acids.